Molecule: messenger RNA, 517 nt
Organism: Ostrea edulis (European flat oyster)
Lineage: Eukaryota; Metazoa; Mollusca; Bivalvia; Ostreida; Ostreidae
Product: cell death abnormality protein 1-like
Exons: 5
Coding region: 1-462 (153 amino acids)
Source: RefSeq, a predicted model, not a curated record
AUGGUUAUGGGCGCAUUCCGGGUCUGGUAUCCAAGGACAUUCAUAUCCUUAGCAUCAGAUGAAUCAUUGUUAGCUAUUUCAGAGGGAUACAUUUCCUAUUGUAAACGUGGAUAUAUCGGGGACAACUGUCACUUACCUUGUCGCUAUCCUAACUAUGGAGUAUUUUGCCAGUUGGAGUGUAACUGCAAUGAAUCGUAUUGCAAUCAUAAGCAUGGGUGUAUAGCGAAUCGAGAUCGUCCAGGGGAAGCACAAGCUGAAUCAAAACAAAAUACGCACGCUACUAAUCGAUGUAAGUCAACAGAAGAUACCAAAGGAAGAAAAGUCCUGGUAUAUCUAACGGUGGUCCUCGGCGCGGUCGGACUUCUCCAGCUGGCUGUUUACAUUGGUUUAUCAAUUCUAUAUGAACCACGAGUGUUAACCAGCAAGAGACCAUCAAAGAUUGCACAGGGAACCAGAACUUGAAUACGUCAAGAAAAAGAUAUAGAAAAGGUGAAUAAAGGAGAACGAAAUAUGAUAA